AUGAUUCGUAUAUCAUCUAUUUCGGCACAGUUGGAAGCAUUGAUCGGGGAUGAUCCCGAUGAAAAUGGCGCUGACACAGCACUGAUAGUAUGCGAUCGCUCUGCUGAUUUGUAUGGCUACGCGACCAAGAUCAGUAAAGAACAAGAGCCUCGACCACGAGCUGGGCUCAUGGCACCCGAAACGAAAACACCGCCAUCGUCAGAAGAACACGCUCGAACCCUCGUCGCGAUUUCCAUUUCUUCAUGGCGUGAAAAGGGCAUGAAAAAAGUGCGCCGAAAUAUGUCCGCUACAAGCCGUCCAUCAAAUCCACGUCGUCACGAGUCCCGCGCUGCCCGUAGUGGCGAUCACUCGAGCCCUGACCCGACGAGCAAGAGAUACGCCUCUAUCAGACAAAGUGCUCUUGAUGGAACGUGGGUGUCUUCUGACACAGAAGACAAGAGUGGAUCCGCCAUGGAUGGAGAGAGCGAGCAUGACACCAGCGCACCCUUGCUUGUCGAAUGUGAGCAUGGUCGACUUCUGAUUGCCCGAAUUUAUGUGCCUGCUAUUUCUGAACAAUAUGAACGCCAUCGGGAACAGCGCAUGUUGCAAGUACCAACAUCUCAUAUCGGCUCCAGGCGCCACUCCUAUGCGAAUAGUACUAGGUCUGCAUCAGGUGGUGGAGAUGUCUCUAAGACGGCACAGAAUGCCGUCACGAAUCUACGCUCUCAGUUCACUUUGGAAGAUGCGAUGGAUCCAGGGUUCUCUACUGAAGAUGAGACUGACUUGGAUUCGAUGUGGUCGGAUGCAAUCAGGCAUGACAUAAAUAUGAACAUGAAAAUGAAUGAACUUUUACUUGUAUUGCAUGCACCAGGUUCAGGUGAGCAUGCUGUCACAUGGCCAACGCUUCUGCAGCAAGCUAUUGCAUUUGCUGAUAUGAAUCCGCAUCCCACAUCGAAGCACAAAUCGUCACAAACGUCAUCAUCAUCCACAUUGUCAGCGAAUGCUGCUAUUGAUACUGCUUCUUCUAUUUCACCCGCCACAACACCAGCAGCUGCCAAGUCAUCACCCACGAACUUGGUCUUGACGUAA
Messenger RNA from Malassezia globosa CBS 7966, 1068 nucleotides. RefSeq lists its product as uncharacterized. The record is from RefSeq and is a predicted model, not a curated record. NCBI's taxonomy places the organism in Eukaryota, Fungi, Basidiomycota, Malasseziomycetes, Malasseziales, Malasseziaceae. Bases 1 to 1068 code for a protein of 355 amino acids. The transcript has a single exon.